CGAGGGCCGCGCAUGCGCAAUCGGCGCCCGAGCCAUGGUGGCGCUGUCCUCAGCUCUGCUGGCGGCGGCCUUGGGCGGGGGGCUGUGGCUGGUGGUGCGCCGCUACCUGAGACCCGCGGGUUGGGUGACAGCCGGCCUCAUGCGCGGCAAGACGGUCAUCGUGACGGGCGCCAACAGCGGUCUGGGCCGGGCCACGGCGGCCGAACUGCUGCGCCUGGGGGCCCGCGUCAUCCUCGCCUGCCGCGAUCGCGGGCGCGCCGAGGAGGCCGCCGCAGAGCUCCGCCGGGAGCAAGCGCUGGAGCGGGCCCGGACCCCAGCGCCGCCCGCCGCAGAAGGCGGCCCCGCCGGCGAGCUCGUCGUCAAGGAACUGGACCUGGCGUCGCUGCGCUCCGUGCGCGCCUUCUGUCAAGAGGUGCUGCAGGAGGAACCCCGGCUGGAUGUCCUGAUCAAUAAUGCAGGGGUCUUCCAGUGCCCAUACACCAAGACAGAGGACGGCUUCGAGAUGCAGUUUGGGGUGAAUCACCUGGGCCACUUCUUGCUCACUAACCUGCUCCUUGACCGCCUCAAAGACUCGGCCCCCAGCAGGAUUGUUGUAGUUUCCUCCAAACUUUACAAAUACGGAGAAAUCAACUUUGAAGAUUUAAACAGUGAGCAAAACUAUAAUAAAAGUUUCUGUUAUAGCCAGAGCAAGUUGGCAAAUAUUCUCUUUGCCAGAGAACUUGCCCACCGCCUCCGAGGCACAAAUGUGACUGUAAAUGUGCUCCAUCCCGGCAUGGUCCGAACCAAUCUGGGGAGACACAUAAACAUCCCCCUCCUGGCCAGGCCGCUUUUCCACCUAGUGUCCUGGGCUUUGUUCAAGACCCCUGCAGAAGGAGCCCAAACCUCCGUCUACCUGGCCUCGUCCCCAGAAGUAGAGGGUGUGUCGGGGAAGUACUUUGGGGACUGCAAAGAGGAGGACCUGCUGCCCAAAGCGAUGGACGAGUCCAUUGCAAGAAAACUCUGGGACAUCAGUGAAGUGAUGGUGGGCAUCCUAAAGUAGCUGUGGAGUAGCUGGGCAGGCCAGGCUGCGGGUGGUGCAGUGCAGGCGGGCCCUCCCUCACUCAAUUUGUGAGAAAAGGAUCAUGGGAACCUGAACAGCUCCAGAGCCAGCAGACAAAGCUGGGCCCCCCCUCGAGGCCACACAGAAGUCCUGUUGGUUGAGCUUUAGCCCGCAUGUGCUUGGAUUAAGAACCGGACAGGCAUCCCUGGCACUGAGGAGCGCUGGGGAGGGCCCUGGCCUUGUUGGAAUAAACACUCUUGAUCGAA
This is a messenger RNA of Dromiciops gliroides (monito del monte), 1305 nucleotides long. RefSeq names its product retinol dehydrogenase 14 (gene RDH14). Lineage: Eukaryota; Metazoa; Chordata; Mammalia; Microbiotheria; Microbiotheriidae. The record is from RefSeq and is a predicted model, not a curated record. Bases 35 to 1039 code for a protein of 334 amino acids. The transcript has 2 exons.